Cylicostephanus goldi is the source of this 1032-nucleotide messenger RNA. The record is from the annotation of a GenBank genome assembly. NCBI's taxonomy places the organism in Eukaryota, Metazoa, Nematoda, Chromadorea, Rhabditida, Strongylidae.
AUGGCUUAUUAUGGUAAUCAUGGAAAAGGACGCACCAAAAACCACCACAACAAUUUCGACCGUGAUGAGCCGAACGGGUUCAAAAAUCCACAAUACGGCCCGCAUGUGCAAUUAAUCGACGCAAAUUGGGAGCGGCAAGUGACAGCGAAGCUGGAUGAAUUCAUGAAUGGGACCACUACAGAGCUCUGUUUUCCACCAAUGGAGAGACAUGAACGGCGGCGUUUGCACGAACUAGCCCGACGCAAAGGCCUACAAACAUCAAGCGAGGGAAGAGAACCGAAUCGACGAUGUGUCGUUCAUCGACGUCCUACACCGAAGUUAGCGGCAGUUGGUGCAAAUGAAACGCAACCCAUACGACUUACAUCUGAAAUUCGGAAAGUGCUAUCUAACUUCAUCAGCCAAUAUCCUAUUUAUGGUCCGGCUAUUGAUCGUCACUUGGCGGCUCCGAAAUCCAGAGAUCGCUCACAACGAGAUGUGGGCAAUAGGGAAAGACCAGAAAUGCUUGUACCGCAACGUAGCAACAUCACUGCAGAGAUGCAAAAGCAGAGAAACAUGCUACCAGCAUAUCAGCAACGAGCAGAUGUGCUAAAAGCUAUCAAUGAUCAUAAGGUGGUUCUGAUCACCGGUGGAACGGGAUGCGGUAAAACAACGCAGGUCCCGCAAUUCUUGCUCGAAGAUGCGUAUGAGCACCAGCAACCAUUGCGGAUAGUUUGUACACAACCAAGACGAUUACCGGCAAUUGCAGUGGCAAGUCGCGUCGCAAAAGAGCGGGGUGAAAGUUUAGGCUCUACCGUUGGAUAUCAUAUUCGAUUAGAACAAAGAACAUCACCGCAAACGGUAUUGACCUACUGCACAAGUGGCGUACUAUUAAGAAUGCUGACCCAGGAUGAUGCUGCCCGCGACAUCUCGCACAUCAUUCUUGACGAAAUUCAUGAGCGAGAACAGAACACUGACUAUUUGCUGAUUGCCUUGAAGCAAGCUCUUAAGAAAAGGAAUGAUCUGAAGGUAAGGUUACAGAAGCCUUUUUUAUAG